CUGGGACAAAGAAAAAAGUGGCUACCCUUCCCCCACUUUAAUAUACAAUCUAGCAGUUAGUUGAAUCUACGUCCAGCACUUAAAAAGAAAGAAAAGAGUUAUUUCAAGGCAGACAUCACCACCCACCCCACUCAACUUAAGCCCUAUCAGUCUUAACCUCCUGUGCGCCAUCUCCAGCCUAACACCAGGCUUUGGGGCUUGUCCUUGUCUCUCUUUAACAUUCAGCCUGAAAAAAGAGAACUUCAGUUUUUGCUUGUGAUAUUUUAGUUGGUCCUAAUAAAGGUAUUACCUUAUUUUGGAUGCUUUCCCUUAAUAGACCAAUGGCCACCUACUGGUCAAAUUCUGGCCACCCAGAACUUCAGGGGCCCUGUCCCAACCCUUUCUGACAAUACCAUGGAUUGAACCUGGGACUCCCAUUCUGCAUGCAAAACAUAUGGUCUUUUACAGAACUAGAGCCCCAUGAUCCCUAACAAACGCAUAGCACAGUUAACACAGAUUAGGGCUUCUAACAUAAAACAAAAAAACACUGGAAAGCAGAACUGCAUAAACACCUAGUCAAAGGGAACCAUGCUGGUAAUGAACACCAGGGCUGAUAGCUAAGCAGUUAGCACAAGGCCAGCUAUGGUAGAGAUGGUUUGUUUUUUUAACUUGCUCUUGUUAAAUUAGUGGGAAUCAUCAACUUUCUGAUGCCAGUCUACCCAAUGCCUGCUUCUGCUUUAACAUGCCACAGGGCUCUUUGUCUGCUCUUUGCCCCUCUGCUCUGAUUCUCACCCUCUCUCACCCUGUGCUGCUGCUUUGGAGGUCAGCCAGCCCUCAGCACCAGUCUGAGGGCUGGCUAUUUUCCACCACCUAUUUUCUUUCAUCCAUGUGCAGAAUGAGUUUUGUUUUGGGCAGCAGUAUCAAGGCAAUGUGUGCAAAUUUUGUGUGCCAAGUGUAAACACACACACUUAUCCACAAAUAUGAAAGAAAAAAUUGAUAUCUCAGUUCUUGCCUUUCUUCCACUUCACAUUUGCACGUAUAUCUCAACCAACUAAUAGGGUCAUUUCAGAACAAAAAAAAUAUCUUGGGUUUAUCCCAGUGAACACAGGUUUACUAUGGAGUAAGUGUACGUGUGUGUGUUUUUAUUUUAUUUUAUGCCAGCCAACCUUAAUAAUGUUUAGCCACUCCAGUACUUGUUUCAUAGCUAAAAUAAGGAGUUUAGUCUCCUUUGUCUCCUGCACUCAGUACCCCAUUUAGUUAAAAGCCUGGUUAGAGUGUUGGAUGAGAAAUUGGUUAAAAUCCUUCCAUACUCAGCCAGGAAGCUCAGAGGAUAACCUUAAACUAGAUAUUCUCUCUCAUCCUAACCCACCUCUCAGGAUUGUUGUAAGAAGAAAGAAUAAUACAAACACUACCCUGAGCUAUGCCAACAGAAAGAAAAGUCACCCACCAGCAAUCAGUUUAAACAAUCAAUCUCAAUUUAUCUCCUAAUUUGAUUUCAAACCAGAAAACAGAAUGGAAUACAUGGAGUCAUCCCAGUUUCUUGGUAUUUAAGUAGUAAGCAUUUCAGGGACAGGAGAGAAAGGCAGUGUUGUUGUUUUUAAUCACCAUCAUCAACUGAUUUGCAAAGUCUUAUUUUGAUGCAGUCUUAUUUUUUUUAAAAAGCAUUUAUUCAGCAGCUCUUUAGCCCCUUAUCAAAUGGAUGACUCAGCCUGCAAGAUCCCAACACUGAACACCAACUCUUCAUCAUGCUUACUUUUAAAAAUACAAGUUUCUUUUACCUUCCAUUGUUCCUCCCCUUCUCGUGAGACAGCAGUACCAAGGCAGCCCCCACCCCUUUCUCAUAACCUCUCCCUCUUUUUUUCAUUUGUUUUCUUCACAUUCCACUGGUUCCCUUGACCAGAUGGUUACUUUUAAAAAUAAAAGUUUCAUUUACCAUCCAUUCCCUGCCUUGCCUUUUUGAGGGUCAGUCAGCACAGCAGAACAAGGCAGUUAUGCAACCCUCAGGCAGUUUCUUUUCCUUUACAUUCUUCUUCCCCUGCCCCUUGCCUAAUACGGCUUGCAUUUACUUUACCCCCUGCCUUCUUGUGAGUCUGUCUGUCAGUCUGCAACAUAAAGGAAACAAGGCUUUUAUGCAGCCCCCAGGCAGGCCUCCAGCCAGCAGCUUGGCUUCAAAGCUCCAGCAGGCCCUUUUGCUUGCUGCUGCUGCCGCUGCCUGACUCAUCAUCCCUGCUUGAUGUCUUCAGCAUGCUUUCAGUUUCAGUGAGUGAGUCUGCGCAGAGCACAGCCUGCUGGGGAGAAGCUACGCUGAGAGGAAGGCAGGAGGCAAGAAGAAGAAGUAGUAGGUGGUAUUAUGGGAUCAUUUUGCUGCCACCGCAGCAACAGAAAAAGGGAAAAACAAGUGAACAGAAAAUGGAGGAAGCUCCUCAGGAGAAAAGUCCUGAACAAGUAGAGCUGCAUAAGACAAUGGCAGGAAUAUCCCAAAGGAACAGUUCUCAGUGUUCACAAGCAGAAGUUUCUGAAAAUCAGGGGCCAGAAAUACUAAAGAGUAAAUGUUCAGAGUCCACGAGACGGAAGUCUAUUUCUUCUCAAGGAGGCUCAAGGGAAGUAAAAAACCAGCCAGUUCAGCAAAGAAAGAGGCUAUCAAAGAAACAGCAUCCAUGCCCUGACUGUGGGAAGGUUUUCAACCGGACCUCAGCCCUCAAUGCUCAUCGGAGAGUUCACACCGGUGAGAAGCCUUAUAAGUGCGCAGAGUGUGGGAAGAGCUUCACCAAGAGUUCACACCUCAUUGCUCAUCAGAGAAUUCACACUGGUGAAAGACCUUAUACGUGUGUGACUUGUGGGAAGAGCUUCAAUCACUCUUCGCAUGUUAUUACCCACCAGAGAACUCACACAGGAGAGAAACUCUAUAAAUGUCUGGAAUGUGGGAAAAACUUUCGGUACAGCUCCGAUCUCAUCCGGCACCAGAUUGAGCAUGCAGGAGAAAAACCAUUCGAGUGUCCAGACUGUGGGAAAUGCUUCAACCGGAGCUCUAAUCUCCUUAUACACCAGAGAAUACACACAGGAGAAAAACCCUACAAAUGCCCUGAAUGUGGAAGAAGCUUCAGCUACAGCUCAGUUCUUAUCAGGCACCAAAGAGUGCACACGUCUGAGAAGCCGUAUAAAUGCCCUGACUGUGGGGAAGGUUUUCAUGUAAAUGCAAGCCUCCUUACACACCAGAGAGUGCAUACGGGAGAGAAACACUACUCAUGCCCAGAGUGUGGGAAGAGUUUCAGAUGGAUCUCACACCUUGUUAGGCAUCAAAAGGUUCACAUGGCAGAGAAGCCUGUGUAAAUCUCCAGAUUUGGAUGAAGUUUCUGUGUGUGCUCAGAACUUAAAAUUGGAGUAUACUGUUAUUUCUGUUUCUUUGUUUUGUAUUCCUCUCUAUUAUCCAUUUCUUUUAUGUUUUGUCUAAUUUUAGAUUGUAAGCCACAUUUGGGCAUUUUAUUCUUUUUUUUAGAACAAUGUAUAUUGCUGUAAUGUCUUCAAUGACUUUUUCAUGAAUAAAAUCUCUCAUAUUUGGGCUGAA
Molecule: messenger RNA, 3544 nt
Organism: Hemicordylus capensis (graceful crag lizard)
Lineage: Eukaryota; Metazoa; Chordata; Lepidosauria; Squamata; Cordylidae
Product: zinc finger protein 572-like
Exons: 2
Coding region: 2224-3309 (361 amino acids)
Biological process (GO): negative regulation of transcription by RNA polymerase II
Molecular function (GO): DNA-binding transcription repressor activity, RNA polymerase II-specific; RNA polymerase II cis-regulatory region sequence-specific DNA binding
Source: RefSeq, a predicted model, not a curated record